This is a messenger RNA of Amaranthus tricolor (Joseph's coat), 4252 nucleotides long. RefSeq names its product protein RRP6-like 2. NCBI's taxonomy places the organism in Eukaryota, Viridiplantae, Streptophyta, Magnoliopsida, Caryophyllales, Amaranthaceae. Gene Ontology annotation, cellular component: nucleolus; nuclear exosome (RNase complex). Gene Ontology annotation, biological process: TRAMP-dependent tRNA surveillance pathway; nuclear polyadenylation-dependent snoRNA catabolic process; nuclear polyadenylation-dependent snRNA catabolic process. The record is from RefSeq and is a predicted model, not a curated record. Gene Ontology annotation, molecular function: nucleotide binding; nucleic acid binding; 3'-5'-RNA exonuclease activity. Bases 122 to 2908 code for a protein of 928 amino acids. The transcript has 14 exons.
CUAGCUAAAACUUCUUCCCUCGUUUUUUAACCACUCUAAAACCCUAACUAAACCCUAUUUCCAUGGCGAUUGAAACUAUAUGAUUCAUCUUUAAACCUUUACAAUUGUCAGUUAAACGAUUAUGGAAAUUGAUCCAUUACAGUCGGAUACCGAUACACUCGUGCAGAAAUCAGAAACCUUCAAAAAUCUUUCAAAUGGCUCAAUAUCUUCUUAUAUUUCGAAACUUUCAGGAUCAUCUAGGGUUUUACCUUCAGAGAAAGACUUUCACUUCUACUACAAUUUUGACGAGUUUAGAAAUCCAAUUAAUGAAAUUAGUUCUAAGUCUCAGUCUAUGAUCCAACAAAUUGAUGCAGCAAUGCAGCUGUGGGGUGGGAGAGAAACAGAGUUUCCUCAAGAAUUUGAUGAUGAAUCGUAUGAUUGGCUCGUAAAUGUUAAUGAUGAAAUUUUUGAAAGGUUUGAUAUGUCAAUGGAUGAGUUUUCGAGGUUGCGAAAGGCAGAAGAAGAAGCGGCUAGGGCUCGACCAACUAUUGAUGAGAAUGGAUUUCAAUUGGUUUCUGGGCACAAGAAACAGGCUCCUGUUCAUUGUGGGAUGACAGAAAAGGAGGAAAAUGUAUCUUCUUCUACUGUGCGGGUUGUCGAGAGGGAUAAAAAGACGGAAGGACCAAAGUCUAAGGUUCCGUUUCAUAUACCGACGAUCCAGAAACCGCAGGAGCAGUACAACAUAUUGGUAAAUAACUCUAAUCAGCCAUUUCAACAUGUAUGGUUGGAGAGGAGUGAAGAUGGCUCAAGGUUCAUUCACCCUUUGGAAAAGCUAUCAGUUCAUGAUUUUGUGGAAUGUAAUAUUGAGUCUCUUGAGUCAAUGAAGCCACUUCAACUAGAAUCUACUCCAUUUAAAUUGGUCGAGGAAGUGAAGGAUUUAAAGGAGUUAGCUGCUAAACUACGGAGCGUGAAUGAGUUUUCUGUCGAUCUGGAACACCAUCAGUACCGGUCAUUUCAAGGAUUGACUUGCUUGAUGCAAAUAUCUACCAGAAUGGAAGAUUUUGUUGUUGAUACUUUGAAAUUGCGAGUUCAUAUCGGUCCAUAUUUGAGGGAAAUGUUCAAGGAUCCUACUAAGAGGAAGGUAAUGCAUGGAGCUGACAAGGAUAUUUUAUGGCUUCAGCGAGACUUUGGCAUUUACGUAUGCAAUUUAUUUGAUACAGGCCAGGCUUCAAGAGUGCUACAAAUGGAGAGAAACAGUUUGGAGCAUCUUCUUCAGCAUUUCUGUGGAGUUAAUGCAAACAAACAAUACCAAAAUGCUGAUUGGAGGUUGCGUCCACUUCCACAUGAGAUGAUAAAGUAUGCCAGAGAAGACACGCACUAUCUAUUGUAUAUAUAUGAUUUGUUGAAAAUGAGACUGCUUUCAGAGUCAACGGAUCCUAAAAACUCUAAAGAGCUCCUACUAGAGGUUUACAAGCGCAGUUAUGAUAUAUGCAUGCAACUUUAUGAGAAAGAGCUACUGACUGAUACUUCAUAUCUUUACAUAUAUGGUGUCCAGGCAACUGAUCUUGACGCUCAACAGCUGUCCAUUACUGCUGGCCUCUGUGAGUGGAGGGACACAAUUGCCCGUGCAGAGGAUGAAAGCACUGGUUAUGUUUUGCCAAAUAAAAUACUGUUGGAAAUUGCCAAGCAGAUGCCUCAUACGACAAAAAAGUUACGACAUCUGAUAAAAUCAAAGCAUCCAUACGUGGAACGUAAUCUCGGUUCUGUGGUCAACAUCAUCAGGCGUUGUGUUGAAAAUGCUUCGAGUUUUGAAGCAGCAGCUCAGCAACUGAAGGAUGGUCGACUUAAAAUGGCACCCAAAUUAAAUAGUGCUGAGACUGAUAUUGACAAUGAUGGUGAAGCUAAUGUUAGCCAGCUUAAAUUUUCUCCAGAUUAUGUGCAUAUGAAAGAAGAAAGUUUGAAGUUUGCUGACCAUGAUCCUAAAUUAAGGAAGGAUAAAGUUGGCUUUUCAUUGGAAGAGAUAAGUCAGAACAGGAAUAUGGCUAUAGAUGCUAAUGAUGGAAUUGUUGUUCCUGAAUGUCAUAGAGAACAGCAGGCCUUUUCCAGUCAAAAAAGUGUUCCUGAAGCUACUGUCCAGCUGCUAAAGAAGCCAGGUCGUGCUUUUGGGGCACUUCUGGGGAGUUCUUCCAAAAAGAAAACUGGGCUGAAUAAGGAUGGAGACAAGUUGAAGGAGAUUAAAUCAUCUGUAAAUCUUCCGUUUUACCACUCAUUUUCAUACAACUGGGAGCAGGAAUUGAAGCAAGAGCCUAAACAAACACCGAAAGAGCCAAAUGAAACCUCUAAUACUCCGCUCAUGGGGGAGUGCCCUUGUGAAGCUGAUUUGAGCAUCAAGUCAAAAGAUGCGUCAACUGAUGAUGGGCACCCUUUUGCGUCAGUGUCAAACUCCAAAUUAGAUGAUAUUAUCUUACUGACUGGUGAUUCUAGUGACAAAGAACUCACUGAUAGUUCAGCUCGAGAUCAAAUUUGUGCGAAAUUGAAUGAUCAAGUUGCUUCUGAACAAGAAUUGGUUGCCCCGGACGUGGACAAAGACAAGGAUGAUGAGCAGAUUUCGUUAUUGGAUUUGUCAUCUAGUUUCCAGAAAUGCUUGCAGUCCGUUAAUGACAAUAAAGCCAGCAAACAUGAAACAAAGUUCAAAGAAACUAGCAGCUCUCAGUUUAAGCCAUUUGAUUAUGAAGCUGCACGGAAAGGGUUGAAGUUUAGUGAGGUUGCAGAAAAAGAAUUAAAAACUGGUGAUAAAGUUGACAAUCGCUUUGGCAAGAAAAAAACGGUUGUCAGCAAUGGGCUCAAGAUAGACGAAGGUAUACUUCCUGAAGGUAAAAAACGUCAAGCUUUUCCUUCCAGUGGCAAUCGAAGUGCUACAUUCAGGUGAGUUAGAACCGGCCCCUUCAUUUUAUUUCCUUGUACAAUGAGGACGUGAUUAGAGAAUAUGAUGAAUAGUCGGAAACUCAUAAAAAAUCUAGAGCAUCAUAUUGAUUUCUAUACUUGCAAUGGGCAAAUUUUCAUCGAGUCAAGCACAUUACCGGAACAUAUAGUAGUCGAAUACAUUAAGUUUACACAGAAAUGAAACUGGCCUCAAAUUCAGGUCUUAGGAAUUAGGAAGCUUUACUUGGUGAGAUCGCAAUUGUCCAGCAUUUUUGGGUACUUUUUAAAUUUUUGUAUUUCCUUUAAUAUGCCAUCAUUUUUAGUCCCUCUACUCAUGAAUUCGUAUUUAUGUCUAUUUAAAUUUGUGCCGCUUUGUGUAUUAUUUUCCUUUUUGGCAAUUAUUUUACUCUUUUAAUGUGCAUACUUCUCUUCAUUUGUCUCAUCUAUUUAUUUCCUCCACCUACUUAUGAUUUUGUCUUAUUAGUUAUUAGUUAUUACUCAAUUUGAUAUUACAUUUAAUAAAAAGAGGUAAUGGGGACAUUGAAUGUAUUACUUAAAAUAGCGUUGUCUUUUAAUGGAGUCUAUUCCCAAAAUAUGGCUUAAAAAAAAAUAAUUCCCACUUUGCAUUAUUUGGGAAAGUAUUUCCCACAAUACCGUCCACGUGGAAAAUUUAAUUUUUUUUUUUCAGAUAAAACCGCCAUCUCAAGUGGCGGUUUGCCUUAACCACAAAAACGCCAUCUGAAGUGGCGGUUUGGUCCAGGUAAACCGCCACUUCAUGUGGCGGCUUGCUUGUGACUUGAUUUUUUUUUUUUCUUUGCCUUAAUUUUUUUUUCUUUCAUUUUAAAAUAGUGAACGCAACAUGCAUUAAACUAGUUCAAUACCAUCUAUUCCAUAAUAAUCAAUUACGAAUCGGCUUGUUUUGAAAAAAAUAAUUAUGAAACUAAUGCAAAGAUAUAUUACAAUUAUGGAAACUCAUACAAGAAGUUCAAGUCGUAUAAGAAUAUACAAAGCUUGUUAAACUACAACCCCCGACCCCUUUUGUUUUGCACACCGGUCGAUGAGAUGGUGUGAACUCGUCAACCUCCGCUACUGGGCUCGGCAUCGCCAUGAUCGCUGAAACAUACAUAAGUGUUAUAAAAAUCAUUUAAAUAUUAUUAGAUUCAACAUGUUGUUACAAAAUUUAAAAAAAAAACAUACUUUGUUGACCUUCGAGGGCAUGUUUUCUUAUUAUGACCACUACAUCCACAAAAGGUACACGAGUUACGAGGACGCGUCAACGGUGCAUCCAUUUCGUUCUGUAUACGAGUUGAUCGCGGACGACCCUGUGCACGCUUCGUUGAGGGAUCUGGAA